AUAGGGGAACAACUUCUUCGUCUUUGUCUUAAAGAGCUCUUCGUUUUUCGUGUGAUGCAAACUGAUCCUAAUUGGUCUAACUUUUUAUACAACCCCAAGACUGGGAAGAUUGUCCUUCUCGAUUUUGGUGCGUCUAGACACUAUCAGAAGUCCUUCGUGGAUGACUACAUCCGUGUGAUACAUGCUGCGUCUAUAGGGGACCGUGACGGCAUAUAUAAGUACUCUCAUCAGCUAGGCUUCCUAACUGGCUACGAAACGAAGGUUAAUUGA
Molecule: messenger RNA, 270 nt
Organism: Protopolystoma xenopodis
Lineage: Eukaryota; Metazoa; Platyhelminthes; Monogenea; Polystomatidea; Polystomatidae
Source: the annotation of a GenBank genome assembly